CGCCGGCCGCCAGUCUCCUCCAGACGUCACCCAUCCGACCGUCCGUCCGCCCGCCCGCCCACCUGCCACCGCCGCCAUGGGGCUUAUCCGCGCCAUCGUGGGCAAGACGAUCGUGUGGAGCGUGGCGCUCUUCUACACCUUCACCGUCCUCGCCUCCCUCAUCGUGAGGACCAUCCUCCGGCCCUCGCGCCAGUUCUGGUACCGCAAGGACAGGCCGACCCCGCCCGCCGUGCUGCACGACCCGCAGCUCGGCACGCACAAGUUCAUGCAGCUCAAGAACAUAAAACUACACUACGUGGAAAAUGGAGAUAGUUCCAAACCUCUGAUGCUUUUUGUUCACGGUUUCCCUGAAUUGUGGUACUCUUGGAGACACCAAAUCAAGGAGUUCUCUUCCGAUUACUGGACCAUUGCGUUAGAUAUGAGAGGAUACGGCGAGUCAGAGAAACCAGAUGGAGUUCAGAAUUACAAAAUGAAAUAUUUGUUGGAUGACAUCAAGGAAUUGGUUACCGCGCUCGGUCGCGAUAAGUUCACCCUCGUUGCUCAUGACUGGGGCGGCGUUGUUGCUUGGCAAUUCGUCUUCCACUUCCCAGAGAUGGUCGAAAAGUAUAUCAUAAUGGACGCUCCACACCCACGCGGUUUCCGGCGACAAAUGUUCAGCAGCCUUAAACAAUUCCUCAUGUCUUGGUACAUAUUCUUCUUCCAAGUCCCAUAUAUUCCGGAAAUAAUGAUGCGAUCUUACGAUUGUCACUCUCUUAAAAAAACUUUCCGCAAAUACAGGACAGAAACUGAAACGAAGGUAACUGAUGAAGAUAUUGAAGCUUUCAAAUAUUUCUUCACUCAGCCAGGUGCGUUUAGUGGACCUAUUAACUACUACCGCGCGAAUUUCGGAUCCCUUCAUAAGUUGAAUUCCAACGAUGGAGUGGAUCUCCCACCUGGAAUGUUGAUUGCGGGAGAAAAAGAUGAUUACAUUUCGCAGGAAGUGCUAGGGAAAGCUAAAAUGUUUGUUCCUACGUGCAAAGUGGAAAUAAUCAAGGGUGCAAAUCAUUUCGUUCAACAAGAUGAUCCUGAAGCCGUCAACAAAGUUAUGAGAGAUUUUCUUAAGAACUAGUAAUGGUUGAUGUAUUGUACUGUAGCCGAAGGUCACCUUAAUUAAUACGUAGUCAAGCAUGAAAUACGAAUCAUCAUUUACAUCAUAUACACAUGACAUUUUAUUUUAUUUAAUUUUUUACUGACUGAACAUUCCAUUAUACUUAGUUAUUAAUUAUACUUUACUCAGAAUAUUUAUAAUAUGUUUCAUUGAAUAAAGAAAUAUUAGAGUUAUACAAUGUUUUAC
This is a messenger RNA of Gryllus bimaculatus (two-spotted cricket), 1333 nucleotides long. The record is from the annotation of a GenBank genome assembly. NCBI's taxonomy places the organism in Eukaryota, Metazoa, Arthropoda, Insecta, Orthoptera, Gryllidae.